Podospora anserina S mat+ is the source of this 729-nucleotide messenger RNA. RefSeq lists its product as uncharacterized. The record is from RefSeq and is a predicted model, not a curated record. The transcript has a single exon. Lineage: Eukaryota; Fungi; Ascomycota; Sordariomycetes; Sordariales; Podosporaceae. Bases 1 to 729 code for a protein of 242 amino acids.
AUGAGACGACAACUUGGCAUCCAAAUUGUUGAACUCUAUGAAGCUCUACUGUCUUAUCAGAUCACAUUCGUCUGUUCCUGUUACCGUCAUCGGGGUCUUGCCUUCUUAGGAGAUAUUCUCGAACUUGAUGAUUGGGAGCACAAGAUGAAACUCGUGGUCGAUGCCGAAACAGACAUAUACAAGUCGUCCAGGAAAUAUACAGCCCUGCAAAUGUCGCUGCCGUUUGAACAACCAGUCGUGAAUCGAGUAACGGACGAAGAAAACCAAUGCCUGAGAAAUCUUCGGUCUACUGAUCCUCGGGAUGACAAAGAUCGCAUGAAGAAAACCAAAGGAGGACUUCUCAUCGAAUCCUAUGCUUGGAUUGUAGGUAACCAACAGUUUCAGCAAUGGCGGACUCACCCAGGAAGGCGAGUCCUCUGGAUCAAAGGCAAUCCGGGAAAAGGGAAGACCAUGCUUCUCUGCGGAAUGAUCAAUGAGCUCUCACGACUGAAUACUGGAAAUGGUAAAGGCACCUGCCUGGCGUAUUUUCUAUGCCAAGCAACAGAUUCUCGCAUCAGCGGCGUGACUUCAGUCUUACGGGGUUUAAUCUAUCUAUUGAUCGAACAGAAUCCCUCGCUCAUCUCUUAUAUUCGAGAGAAGUACGACCUGCUGGGAAAGAUAUGUUUGAAGACGUCAAUGCUUGGUCUGCCUUUCCAUUCCCUACUUCCUCCUGGAAUCCUCAGUAUGUAG